Molecule: messenger RNA, 1498 nt
Organism: Mytilus californianus (California mussel)
Lineage: Eukaryota; Metazoa; Mollusca; Bivalvia; Mytilida; Mytilidae
Product: MFS-type transporter SLC18B1-like
Exons: 12
Coding region: 165-1412 (415 amino acids)
Biological process (GO): transmembrane transport
Molecular function (GO): transmembrane transporter activity
Source: RefSeq, a predicted model, not a curated record
ACACAUUCUCUAUAAUGUUUAUUUUUACGAUCUAGAUAUAUAAAGGUUUACGUAGUCAUUCAAUUCACCACAGGAAGGUGAAAAUGUUUUUCACACAGAGUUACAAAAAUAAUCGCCAUGUUAGAAUGAUUUCAUCGGAACUUAAGUAAUAAUUAUUAUAACAAAUGGCGACCCCAGAAAAAGAAAGUCCAUCUCGGAUAUGUACGGGACCAAAGAGAGAAACAGCGAUAGUCCUUUCUUUAGGAUUAGUUUGUGUGUGCUCAUAUAUUUGUUAUUCGCUGCCUGCACCGUUUUUCACAAUUAAGGCAACUGAGAGGGGAAUUUCCAAAACUGUCAUUGGUAUUUUGUUCGCGAUGUUCGAGUUUGUGAUAUUCGUUUUGUCGCCAUUGAUCGGAAAAUACCUUUCAACACUUGGUUUCAGAAAAGUAUUCCUUGCUGGUGUCAUGUUAUGUGGAGUAAGCACGAUGAUCAUUGGAGUACUUAAUUAUAUACCGGACAAGAACAUUUUUAUAGUUUCUUGUUUUGUUGUACGUUUCCUAGAAGCUGUUGGAUCAGCCGCCUGCUUAACAUCUGUAUAUGCAAUAGUGGCCAUAGCUUUUCCAAAGAAAAUUCCUUCCGUCAUGGGCGUUAUAGAAAUGUGUAAUGGCCUCGGCAUGAUGAUCGGACCAGCUUUGGGAAGUGGACUAUACCAGAUUGGCGGUUUUGGGUUGCCAUUUUACACGACAGGGGCAAUGCUUAUGCUGACAGGGAUAUUUUGUUUCUUCACUAUACCAAAACCGACAGAUAAAGAAGACAACAGUUCGAUGUCGGUGUUAAUUCUUCUUAAAAAUCCUUCAAUAAUGAUUACAGGAUUAAUGGUAUUAAUAGCUGCUUCAGGAAUAGGGUUUCUGGAACCUACUCUAGCAAUUCAAUUGAAAGAGUUAGAUUUAUCAACUGCUGAAGCUGGUGGAUUUUUUGUCCUCCUCCCAUUUGUGUAUGCACUUUCAUCACCGCUAUGGGGAUUCAUUAACGAGAAAAAGGACUGUGGUAGAUGGAUGAUGAACAUAGCACUAAUAUUUGCUUUUUUAUCAUUCAUGAUGUUUGGACCAACUCCGCUUAUACCAUAUAUAAAAAGCUCUAUAGCACAACUUACUCUAUCAUCAAUCUGUUUUGGAAUGUCUAUGAGCUGUAUAUUAGUACCAACGUUACCGUAUAUACUCAAGUCUGUGUCAUUCGAAGGACAUAACGAAGGGGGCAUGGCAGUAUAUGGAAUUGUAGCUGGAUUUGAAUCAGCAUCUUUUUCUCUAGGUGCUUUUAUAGGGCCAUUACUAGGUGGUAUAAUGGUGGACCAUCUAAAAUUUCCAACUGCAUCAACAGUUUACGCAUUUAUGUUUCUGAUUGUGGUGAGUAAAAUGAAACGUAAGUUGAUAUAAAUUGCUAAUUGAAAUUAAGGUAAAAUUGAGAAUGGAAAUGGGGAAUAUGUCAAAGAGACAACAACCCGACCAAAGAGCAGACAACA